AUGGCGGAUAAAUUCCACCAGAACUCCACCGCCGAUUACCCAAUUUCUCUCCGUCUCACGGCGGAGAUUUUUUCCAUGGAAAGAGGCCCGAGGUACAGAGCCUACGCAGAGCUCAGAGAAUCCAAGCUCCGGCUGAGAAACGCACUGUACCGCGACAACGAACAGCCAGAAAAGCCCACGCCGCCGACGAAGAAGCAAGUUAAAUUUAUGGGUUUGGAGACCGUAAAGAAAAGGUCAGCGGCGGUGGCGCAAUCGGUGCCGGAUUUCUCUGCAGUACUGAGGAAGGAGAACAGAAAGCCACCGCCGGGAUUGUCGCCGGUGAUGGAGAUGACACCACCAGGGAAGACGCCGGGGAAAAACAUUGCCGGAUUGUCGGCGAAUUCGAAAGGGAGUAAGUCGGCUAGUGCAGGGGAAAAAAGGGUCGGCAGAUUGACCGACGUGAGGAAGAGCUACGCCGGAUUUGAGGAGGUGAAGGGGCUUACAACGGCGGCGGCGAACUCCAUUAAUGGCGAAAACAGAGGAAGGAGAGGGAAAACUGUAUUGGGAGUUAAAACAGAUUUGAAACAAAAUCAUUUCAAGAACAGAGAGUUUUGA
This is a messenger RNA of Cucurbita moschata (crookneck pumpkin), 594 nucleotides long. RefSeq lists its product as uncharacterized. NCBI's taxonomy places the organism in Eukaryota, Viridiplantae, Streptophyta, Magnoliopsida, Cucurbitales, Cucurbitaceae. The coding region runs from base 1 to 594 and encodes 197 amino acids. The transcript has a single exon. The record is from RefSeq and is a predicted model, not a curated record.